ACCAAAUACAAUAAAAGAAAAAAAAAAGAUUAAAACCAGCGACGACUCGUGGGAGACGAAAGCUUCUUAACCGAGGCCUCGAUAUGAUACGAGUAACAAGGUCUUUGUUAACCUUGGCGAAGAGACGCUUUUAUAUGUCUUUAAGGAGAAAAAAUGACUUCCCCAGUAGCGUUGGUGGCGGCUUGGGCAAGAAGGUUAGUCCGACCUGGUAGACGGCAGCCGAUUGUUGUUGAAACAGCACACCAGCCAGUCAAUGGGCGUGGUGGUUGUUAGCACAGAGCAGGUCAGCAGCUACACUCGUUAGAAUAGACAAACUCGUCCCUAUAACAGAAGACGAAUUCGUGUAAAAAUGUCAAACGAAACGCAACAAGAUGAUUACGAUGCAGAGCAGUUGAGACUUAUGGAGGAAGUCUGUAUCGUUACUGACGAGAACGACAACCAAAUUGGUACAGGCUCUAAGAAAGAAUGUCAUUUGAUGGAGAACAUUAACAAGGGUCUUUUGCACCGUGCUUUUUCCGUUUUCUUGUUCGACGAGUCCCAUCGUUUGCUUUUGCAACAACGUGCUGCAGAAAAGAUCACUUUCCCCUUGCUCUGGACGAAUACAUGCUGCUCUCAUCCCUUAGACAUUCCUUCAGAACGUGGUACCAACUUCCAAGAGAACAUUCACGGCGUGAAGUGUGCUGCAAUCCGUAAACUCGAUCAUGAAUUGGGUAUCAAGGCAAACCAAUUGCCCAUAGAAAAGUUUCAAUACUUGACUCGUAUUCAUUAUCUCGCUCCCAGCAAAGGUAAAUGGGGCGAACACGAAAUCGAUUAUAUCCUCUUCUUCAUCGGCAAGGUGGACCUGGACAUUAACAAGAACGAGAUUGAGACUUAUAAAUACGUGACCGCUGAUGAAUUGAAAGCCAUGUUUGCUGAUCCUAAAUGUUCCUUCACCCCUUGGUUCCGUCUUAUUUGUGAGAACUUUUUGUUUAAAUGGUGGCAGAGUAUGGACGAUUUGAAGACAUUUGAAGAUGAUAAGAUUCAUAGAAUGAAUUAAUUGAAGACGUGCUCACGUCCUGAUGGAGUGGUUCCGUUCGAUUUUGAUAUUGAUAUACGACCAAGGUCACUCUCAAAGUAUAUUCAAAAACAUAGUAAAGCCAUUAACGAAAAAGCUUAUCCAGGACCGGGUUGAGUAACUUGAAGUGCGGAUACAUUGUUUUAUAAGUUCAUUCUUGUUAUUUUCCGGAUAUGAGACAUUUGGAAAAGGUUAGUGAACCAUAUUAGGAGUCGUCAACAAGGUCUACUCAUUUCCAAUUGUACUGCUAAUUAAUCUUAAACGAGCUAUAGUUACCCGUACGCUUGAACACUUUCUACAAUAA
Molecule: messenger RNA, 1358 nt
Organism: Schizosaccharomyces japonicus yFS275
Lineage: Eukaryota; Fungi; Ascomycota; Schizosaccharomycetes; Schizosaccharomycetales; Schizosaccharomycetaceae
Product: isopentenyl-diphosphate delta-isomerase Idi1
Exons: 3
Coding region: 350-1036 (228 amino acids)
Biological process (GO): dimethylallyl diphosphate metabolic process; dimethylallyl diphosphate biosynthetic process; isoprenoid biosynthetic process
Molecular function (GO): hydrolase activity; metal ion binding; isopentenyl-diphosphate delta-isomerase activity
Source: RefSeq, a predicted model, not a curated record